This is a messenger RNA of Zophobas morio, 1014 nucleotides long. Its product is annotated as zinc finger Y-chromosomal protein-like. The transcript has a single exon. Lineage: Eukaryota; Metazoa; Arthropoda; Insecta; Coleoptera; Tenebrionidae. Gene Ontology annotation, cellular component: chromosome. Bases 1 to 1014 code for a protein of 337 amino acids. Gene Ontology annotation, molecular function: chromatin insulator sequence binding. Gene Ontology annotation, biological process: regulation of transcription by RNA polymerase II. The record is from RefSeq and is a predicted model, not a curated record.
AUGGAAAGCUUUCAGUGUACUGACAAACUACCCCCAUAUGAAUGUACCUCAUGUCCCAACUUUCGAACCUUUUGUCUGGCGCACCUCAAACACCACCUCAAGCAAGGCCACACACAAAGUCCCAUUUCAGUGGACUACAAAUGCCCCAACUGUGAUUUCCACUCAUACUCGCGCUAUCUCCUCCUAAACCACGACUUAUUCAACUGCAGCCGCCUCCAAGGAGACACCGAAUGGCUCAUCAAUAAACAACUAAUCACAAAUAUCAAAUUACAAACCAGAGCAAUCGUAUGCACAUACUGUUUCAAAAUCUUCAAACACAAAAGCUAUCUCCAAAACCACGUCUACUUCGUCCACAAACCCAAAAUCAAACUAAACUCGUUCAAGUGUGACCAGUGCUCGUACCACACCACGAAAAACAGCGACUUGAAGCGCCACAUUCUAGGAAAACACACAGCCGAUGAGGAAAUCACGUGGCUCGAGUGCACUCUAUGUAUGAAAAAAUUCAAAAACAAAACCACGUUGCACAAACACAACAAAUACCUCCACAGCACGUCGAAAGAGAAGUUUUGGCUUCAAUGUGAACAUUGUCCUUUCAAAGCUCGAGUGAACUACGAGCUGAAAAAACACGUCAUUGCCAAGCACACGUCCGAGGAUCAAAUUCAUUGGUUUUUGUGCGACAAGUGCCCCAUGAAGUUUAAAACCAAGGGGUAUUUGCAUGCGCACAUAAAGUCGGUGCAUACGGCUCGGGAGGAUAUGCGUUUGAAUUGCCAGUUUUGCUGGUAUAAGACACAGUGGCAGUAUAAAUUGAACGAGCACGUGUUGGCGCGGCAUUCAAACAGUGAUGUUCGGUUUCAGUGUGAUCUGUGCCCCUCGCACUUUAAAAUGAAGGCGUAUUUGAAAAGCCACGUUCGGACUCAUCAUUCUAGUGAAGAUAGGCGCUUUCAGUGCGGACUGUGCGAGUACAAGAGUGUGCGGAAGUAUCAGCUGAAGUUACACGUUCUGAGGAAGCAUUGA